CCCCGGCAGGCCGGCGGCGAGGAGACGAGGCGGAUCCCGGUGCCGGCCAACAGGUACACGCCGCUCAAGGAGAACUGGAUGAAGAUCUUCACGCCCGUCGUGGAGCACCUGCAGCUGCAGAUCAGGUUCAACCUGAAAACGAGGAACGUCGAAAUCAAGACUUGUCAAGAGACGAAGGACAUAAGUGCUCUAACGAAAGCGGCUGACUUUGUGAAGGCGUUUGUGCUGGGCUUUCAAGUGGAGGAUGCUCUUGCACUCAUCAGAUUAGAUGAUCUUUUUCUAGAAUCUUUUGAGGUUACAGAUGUCAAGCCUUUGAAAGGAGACCAUCUGUCAAGAGCAAUAGGGAGAAUAGCAGGGAAAGGUGGAAAAACCAAGUUCACUAUAGAAAACGUGACAAGAACACGAAUAGUUCUUGCUGACACAAAAAUUCAUAUUUUGGGAUCUUUUCAGAACAUAAAAAUGGCACGGACAGCAAUUUGCAAUCUAAUUUUAGGGAGUCCACCCUCCAAAGUCUAUGGCAAUAUUAGGGCUGUGGCCAGCAGAGCAGCUGAAAGGUUCUGAGAUGCAAAGUGCUGCUGCCACUCCGAGAACUGGGG
This is a messenger RNA of Tinamus guttatus (white-throated tinamou), 596 nucleotides long. NCBI's taxonomy places the organism in Eukaryota, Metazoa, Chordata, Aves, Tinamiformes, Tinamidae. The record is from RefSeq and is a predicted model, not a curated record.